Lates calcarifer (barramundi perch) is the source of this 1268-nucleotide messenger RNA. RefSeq names its product PSMC3 interacting protein (gene psmc3ip). Gene Ontology annotation, cellular component: condensed nuclear chromosome; DNA recombinase auxiliary factor complex. Gene Ontology annotation, biological process: meiotic joint molecule formation; meiotic strand invasion involved in reciprocal meiotic recombination; homologous chromosome pairing at meiosis. Gene Ontology annotation, molecular function: recombinase activator activity; double-stranded DNA binding. NCBI's taxonomy places the organism in Eukaryota, Metazoa, Chordata, Actinopteri, Centropomidae. The record is from RefSeq and is a predicted model, not a curated record.
AUGUGUUUGGGACUAAAUCAAUGGAGAGUUCAAGCAUCAGAGUUAUCCAAGCAAUUUGUGUGAUGCAUCUUAAAACAUAAACGAUCUUUUCAGUUACGCACAUUUCGCGCGAAACUCUGUUUGGAUCGCUAAAGUAAAGGUGGACUAAUUAGAAAUGAGUAAAAAAGAUAACGGCGCGUCGCUCAUCCUCGCCUAUCUGAACGAGAAGAACCGGCCGUACAGUGCCCAGGAUGUCUUCUGUAAUUUGCAAAAGCAGCAUGGACUUGGAAAAACCGCUGUGGUCAAAGCCAUGGAACUGCUGGCUCUAGAGGGCAAGAUAAAGGAGAAAACCUAUGGCAAGCAAAAGAUUUAUUUUGCGGAUCAGGCUCAGUUCAAAGAUGUCAGUGAUACAGACCUGAAGGUGAUGGACUGUCAGAUCUCAGAGCUCAGUGCAGAGGCACAGUCCCUCGCACAGAGCUGCAGACAGCUAGAUACAGAGCUAAAAGAGCUGAACAGUUCCCUGACAACAGAGGAAAUGAUGUCAGAGAUCCAGCAGCUUAAAGAUGAGUGUUCUGGUUACAGAGCACGCCUGGAGAAGAUAAAGUCGGCCACAAAUCACGUCACACCUGAGGAGAAAGAGAAGGUUUGCAAAGAGCAGACUGUCUACGUGAAAGAGUGGAAAAAGAGGAAGAGAUUGGCUUCAGACAUGGUAAAUGCAAUCCUGGAGGGAUAUCCUAAGAGCAAAAAGGAAUUCCUGGAUGAAGUUGGAGUCGAGACCGAUGAGGACUGUAAAGUGGCUGUUCCAAGUACUUGAAAGAACAAGAAAACGCUUGUUCAGCUACUUGAUGAAUGCAAGCCUGUGCGGUGCUUUGCUAGGGAGAUCGAUUACACAUCAGAGCAGUUUGAGCUACAGCACAUUACUUUAUUUAUAACCUUUCUUUUGAACAAAUAGUACAUCUUUAAUAAAAGUUGAAUGGAAAAAACACUUAUUGUAUUUUAAAGUAUACUCAUAUAAAAAUAGCUUUAUCACUUUGGUGACACUAGCACUACAUCAAGUCAUUAGACAGCACUGAGGGAUGCUGGUCACCUCAUAGGCAACGUUGUUUAAGUUUUCCCUUUUUAAAGCCAUGAAACCAAUCCUAAGCCUAUGAUGAAAGUGUCUACAAAUUUUUUAUUAUAGCUUCGAGAUGUUUACAUUUUUUGUUGUUCUCAUUACAUGUUUAAGUCCAUCUUGCUGCCAUGUUUUUUUUUUUUUUUGAAAACUGGCAAUAAAUGACUGAAUGUAUGAA